Messenger RNA from Dioscorea cayenensis subsp. rotundata (Guinea yam), 855 nucleotides. RefSeq lists its product as uncharacterized. Gene Ontology annotation, molecular function: procollagen-proline 4-dioxygenase activity; iron ion binding; L-ascorbic acid binding. The transcript has 4 exons. NCBI's taxonomy places the organism in Eukaryota, Viridiplantae, Streptophyta, Magnoliopsida, Dioscoreales, Dioscoreaceae. Bases 76 to 804 code for a protein of 242 amino acids. Gene Ontology annotation, cellular component: endoplasmic reticulum. The record is from RefSeq and is a predicted model, not a curated record. Gene Ontology annotation, biological process: peptidyl-proline hydroxylation to 4-hydroxy-L-proline.
GCAAAUAUAAAAAUUAAUGGGAGUUUAAUGUAAAAAAGGCUAAAAAGCUUGAGAAGCUUAUUGGAAGGAGGAUUAAUGGCUGCGAGAGAAGAGGAAAGGGGGAAGGCGAAGAGGAAGAAGAUGAUGGGGAAGGAGAUGGAUGGAAUGUGGCCUCGCAUCAAGGCCAAGAAGGAUCUCCAGAUCAAUCGCCUCAAGGGCACCCAUCUCUUCACGGCUCAGGUACCGAAUUUUUUUACUGCUGCUGAAGCCAAGGCCUUUGUUGACGCUGCAGAGGCCAUCGGCUUUGCGCACCAAGGGAGUCAAGGUCCUGCGAAAGGUGAAGCCUACAGGGAUAAUGAUCGCAUUUCUGUCAGUGAUCCUGUUCUUGCUGAAAAUAUAUGGGAAUCAGGCCUGAAAAGUAUGUUUGAUGAUAUAGAACUUAGGGGGAAGAUAGCUGUUGGUCUGAAUCCAAAUAUUAGAUUUUACAGAUAUAAGGUCGGACAGAGGUUUGGUUGCCAUAUUGAUGAAAGUGUUAACCUUGGAGAAGGGCGCAGGACGCAAUACACUCUCCUAAUUUAUCUCAGUGGUGAUUUAUGCUCCAAAACGAGGCACGGCUUGGACAAAACCCAGGAUUCAUCCAUACACUCUCUAGUUGGAGGAGAGACUGUGUUUUAUGAUGAAAGAAAAGGGAUUGUGGCUGAGGUUGCUCCCAUGGUGGGAAUGGCCCUUCUUCACAUUCAUGGAGGCAGAUGCAUGCUGCAUGAAGCCCGUGCUGUUACUAAGAAUGUGAAGUAUGUUUUGCGUUCAGAUGUGGUUUUUGCUUGAUGAUGAUUUUAGGGUUUCUCACACAUUCUAAGGUAUUGAUUCUUUACUUUG